Plutella xylostella (diamondback moth) is the source of this 452-nucleotide messenger RNA. RefSeq names its product endocuticle structural glycoprotein SgAbd-5. Lineage: Eukaryota; Metazoa; Arthropoda; Insecta; Lepidoptera; Plutellidae. Gene Ontology annotation, molecular function: structural constituent of chitin-based larval cuticle. The record is from RefSeq and is a predicted model, not a curated record. Gene Ontology annotation, cellular component: chitin-based extracellular matrix.
ACUUUGGACCAUUUUCUUUUGUAAAUUAAAUCUGUAAGGUAGUGUCCGCCUUGUAUUUUUAUGUUCGUUCGUUAAUAAAACUACGCAAAAUAAAAUUAUGAGAUUGAUUCAGGUACUCCUGGUAUUCUUCGUGGCCGCAGUUCUCAAAACAAGCACAGCGAGAAGUCUUAGUGAUACGGAUCUGCUAAAAUACACAUUCAACAAUAAUGGUCACGGAAGCUACAGUUUUGAAUACGAGACUUCAGACGGCACGUACAGACGCGAGGACGGCGGCGUAGUGAACGACGUGUGGGUGGUCAGGGGCGAGUACGGCUACACCGACCCCCAGGGCCGGAGGUACUCUGUGCUCUAUGUCGCAGAUGAUAAGGGCUUCCAGCCGUUACCUAGCGAAGGCGAUACUAGACUCAAUGAUAGAAGGAUUGUUUAGUGUUUAAAUAAAUAUUUUCUAAGUA